Molecule: messenger RNA, 983 nt
Organism: Oreochromis aureus
Lineage: Eukaryota; Metazoa; Chordata; Actinopteri; Cichliformes; Cichlidae
Exons: 3
Coding region: 95-949 (284 amino acids)
Source: RefSeq, a predicted model, not a curated record
UCCAGGUGUCUGUAAUGAGCGUGAUGAGUGCUGAGCUCCUACAUUAGAGGAGCUUCAAUCAGCAGCCAGCCUUCACCUAACAGAGCUGCUGUAGAUGACCUGCUGUUCUGAGUCAAACAUGGUGUUGGGACUCUCUUUGAGGGCUCCGUUGAUCUGCCUGCUGAUAGGCACUGGUUGUACUUUCCCUGCACCAGAUUACAGGUAUCCCUACCCAGGUGGUGGACCUUCUUCUGGAUUAUCAAACCUUCAGUCUGAAGCUUUUCACUCUCCCUUGGUUUCCCUGAUGUAUGAAGAUGCCCCUGAACACGGUGGUUCUCCUCCUGGAAACCAGUCUCCAAGUGGUCCGGUAGCUUCCCUUCCAGCUCGGCGUUCUGUACCCAUAUACGAGCCAAAAAAGUUUGUUGUGACUUAUGAUUCCAGCUCAGAUGAGUCCAGUCCUCCUGAAGUUCAGUCUCCUGGCCCCUGGUUCAGCUCUCUGGGAGCUGUGAGGAAACCUCCCAGCGUCUCUGUGAACCCUCGGUCAGCUUUGAGAACCAGUGAACGCCCACAUGUGGUGUUUGGGUCCCGUCCGGUCUACGAGGCUUUAUUGCCCCCUCGUGGAGUCAGAUAUGCUGGUGGGAACUCUGCUUCCUACAGAUCAUCCCCAUUUAAUCCAGCAUUCGCGUGGGAUGAACGGCUUGCAGCGGGGCCUUCUGCCCUGUUCUACCUGGGAGGGUGGACACCUCGUCACCUCCCGGAUGCCAGCUCCUGGAACACUGACGAGGUGCCGGUGAGCAAGGCUGAGCUGCCGUACCUGCUGCCUGCAUCUUACAUCGUCCAAUCAAGAAACCGCUACCAGCGAGCAGCAGAAGUCCUGUCGCACUCCAAAUACUCUGACGAUACCUUCAAGCACAUUCACCCCAGCAAGUCUCCAGAUCUGCCUGAAUCUGAGGGACCAAAGGUUCACUGAGGUGGAGGAUUCAUUAAAGCUCACACUGAGAACA